Messenger RNA from Paramecium pentaurelia, 1146 nucleotides. The record is from the annotation of a GenBank genome assembly. Lineage: Eukaryota; Ciliophora; Oligohymenophorea; Peniculida; Parameciidae.
AUGAAUUAAAAGAGAGGAAGAUAAGCAAUAAAAAGAUUGAGUCCAGAUAAGAAGGAUGAAGUCUAAUAAAAGGAUGUUGUUAAAUCAAAAGGAAAAUAAUAAAAGGAAGUAAAAAAAACAGAAGAUACUGUAGAGAAAAAAGGAGAAUAGAAAAUUGAGAAAUAAUAGAUAAUUAAAGGAGAGGAUAAAAAAGUAAAAUAAGUUCUAGAAAUUGAAUAAAAAUUUGAAUUGGGAGAUGGGAAAUUUAGUACUCCAACAAUAAAAAUUGCAAGUUGGAAUGUUAAUGGAAUCAGAGCUGCUACUAAACGUGAAUAAGCUGUACAAUAUUUACAUGAUAAUAAGGUAAUUUAUAAUAUAUAAGUUUAAGUUUGAUGUAAUUUGUUUGAAUGAGUUAAAAGCAGAUUAGGCUGUAUUUGAUAAAGAAAACUUAGGAUCUAAAUUUGGAAAACAUUAUGUUCUUUAUCUUAAUUUCUGUAAGACUAAAGGUGGAUAUAGUGGUGUUGCUAUAGCUUCGAAGUACUAAAUACUUUAAUUUAUAGAGUAAAACCUAUUUCAAUCAAAUGUGAUAUUGGUAUAGAUAAACAUGAUAAAGAAGGAAGAACACUGACAGCUGAAUUCGAAAAGUUUUAUUUAGUUGCAUGUUAUGUACCAAAUGCAGGAUAGAAAUUAGAAAGACUUGAUUAUAGAACUAAGGAAUGGGAUGUUGAUUUCUAAAACUAUCUUGAAGAUUUAAAGAAGAAAAAACCUACUAUUUUAUGUGGUGAUCUUAAUGUAUCUCAUCAUGAAAUAGAUCUAGCUAAUCCAGCUGGCAAUAAAAAAACUGCUGGGUAUUUCAAUUAUCUUAAUUUUAGAUUUACCUAAUAAGAAAGAGAUCAAUUUACAAAUUAUUUGUAAAAAGGAUGGAUUGAUACAUUUAGACAUUUGCAUCCAAAAGAAGUUAAAUAUAGUUAUUUUAGUGCUAGAAAUAAUAGCAGGUAAAAUAAUAAUUAAUUAAAAUUUAGAUAAGAAAACAAGGGAUGGAGAUUAGAUUAUUUUAUAAUUAAUAAAGAAGUUACUAAUGCCAUCAUUGUAUCUGAUAUCAAUACAAAUAUUGAGGGAAGUGAUCAUGUUCCAAUUGAAUGUGAAGUUGAUCUUAGAAAAUUAUGA